AUGGUGGGCUCCCCGCGCUCCCCGCUGCUCCUGCUGGCCGCCCUGAUCGUCGCCCUGGCCCUGGCUGUGAGCCCCGCGGCCGCGCAGGGCCCUAGAAAGGGUCGCCUCCUGGGCGGCCUGAUGGAGGCGGACGUCAACGAGGAGGGCGUGCAGGAGGCACUGUCCUUUGCGGUCAGCGAGUUCAACAAGCGGAGCAACGACGCUUACCAGAGCCGCGCGAUGCGCGUGGUGCGCGCCCGCAAGCAGGUCGUGUCGGGAAUGAACUACUUCUUGGACGUGGAGCUUGGCCGGACUACAUGUACCAAGUCCCAGGCCAACUUAGACAACUGUCCCUUCCAUGACCAGCCGCACCUGAAGAGGGAAAAGCUGUGCUCCUUCCAGGUUUAUGUCGUCCCAUGGAUGAACACCAUCAACCUGGUGAAGUUUAGCUGCCAGGAUUAA
Messenger RNA from Rangifer tarandus platyrhynchus (Svalbard reindeer), 441 nucleotides. Lineage: Eukaryota; Metazoa; Chordata; Mammalia; Artiodactyla; Cervidae. The record is from the annotation of a GenBank genome assembly.